AUGGGGUUCAACACGCUUUCGUGCCAGCUGUUGCUAGCUGCAGCGACUGCCUCUGCCAAAUGGAUCGUUCCGGGAGCGCGUUGGAGAGCUACCGAUGACACUCUUGUGAAUGCGCACGCUGGUGGUAUUACUGUGGAUCAAGAGACGGGCAAGUACUUCUGGUUCGGCGAGUACAAGAUCGAGGGACAGGAAGAGGGUGGUGGUGUCAGCGUGUACAGCUCCGAUGACCUUGCGACAUGGGAGCCUCACGGCUUGGCCCUAGAGCCCAUCGAGGGCCACCCAUACAUCUCACCCGAGGAUAUCAUUCAACGGCCGAAGGUUGUAUUCAGCGAAGGUACUGGUCAAUAUCAUAUGUGGUGGCACGCCGACAACUCCACCUACGGAGAGCUUUUGCAAGGUCUUGCGGUCUCGGACAACAUCACCGGCCCUUAUAGCUUCGUCGAUGCUACAGCGCCACUUGGGAACUGGUCACAAGACUUCGGUCUGUUCGUAGACCAGAAAGACGGCCGAGCGUACUCGCUAUACUCCAACGGCGACCGUAGGGAAGGACGUGACGUUUACCUCACUUCCUUCAAUGAGAACAUCACUGCUUUAGAUGAAGUCGUUCAUCGUUUCGACAAGUACGACCUCGAAGCACCAACCAUCGUGCAGACCGACAAGAGCUACUUCGCGUUGAUGUCGCAUAAGACGGGUUACCGCCCAAACAACGUGGUUGCUUUCCGCGCCGACUCCCUUGCUGGUCCUUGGUCUCAACCAUUCAUCAUCGCGCCGCUCAACACACGUACCUUCAACUCGCAAUCUGGAUUGAACCUUCGGAUCAAUGGUACCAAGAAGACCACCUACCUGUACAUGGGUGACCAGUGGGACUCUAUCAGUCUCUGGGAAAGCAGAUAUAUCUGGCUACCGCUUGAGAUUGACGAAGAAAAGAAGUCCGUUGAGCUGAAAUGGUACGACGUCUACGACCUUGACGUAAAAACCGGAGAAGUCACAGCCAUCAACGGCACUACCUACUACGGCAAGGACGCAACUACCACUGGCGACGCAUACCACCAAGAAGCCACCUUCGGCAGCGAUGGCGUCAUCGUCACCGGCAUCUACGGCAACGACAGCAAAGUCACCUUCUCAAACAUCGAAGGCACCGGAAAGCCCCAGUGGGUCUCAUUCUACUACCAGAACACCGAUGACAUGGGCUUCGGCGACCAGCCUGGAGGUUCGCCCGAUCGUAUCAAUGGGACUUGGCAGCUUCGCCGCAUCUCGAGCGUUAUUGUGAAUAACAAGACGGAAGAGGUGGAGUCGCUUUACCAGAGGGAUACGCACAAGGGUAUUAUUCUAAGCACACCGCUUAUGUUGAACUUGGAGGAGGGUAGUCAUAACACUAUUACUAUUGGUGGGCUGGAUAAUGGGCAGGAUGUUAAGGGCGCGGAUAUUGAUCGUAUUGUUGUGUACCCGCCUGAGGAGUAG
Molecule: messenger RNA, 1461 nt
Organism: Alternaria novae-zelandiae
Lineage: Eukaryota; Fungi; Ascomycota; Dothideomycetes; Pleosporales; Pleosporaceae
Exons: 3
Coding region: 1-1461 (486 amino acids)
Biological process (GO): carbohydrate metabolic process
Molecular function (GO): hydrolase activity, hydrolyzing O-glycosyl compounds
Source: RefSeq, a predicted model, not a curated record